CCUCCGUACAGAUAUCUGGACACGUAUGAGCCUUGGAAAGAAUUGGCAAACACGUGCGUCGUUUGAUUUACACGAUUCGAGAAGGAACGAUUCGCGGGAUUAAAGCUGAAUCGACAUUUUCCAGAGAACAAUACGCCCAGGUGAAUCCCCACUAACAAACUAUUGUCCGAUAAUCGUUCGACUCUCUGUCUCUUUUCAGCUAUCUGUCCUACGAUUUAGAAAUUCUAUGCGCGAAUUUAAUUAUCAAUCGCUGGAAGAAAAUUAUCUUUUCGAAUCAUAUGCGUUUCAAAUCGCAAAUAGCGAAACGAGCGACAUGAAAUAAUAGAUCGAUUUAAUUUGAUCGCAUUCGCAGAUGUUUAGUUAAAGUGUUACGGCUCGGAAGAGAGAGGAGCAGCGUGCAAGCAAGCACCCGCAGCGAGUUACGGGUUAUAUAUCGAUCGCGUUCGUAUACGUACGAAUGGCCGAUUGGAAAACAGCGGGAUCUAUUUGCCAAUUAGACUAUUAAGAGCGGCCGAAAAGGGCAAGGGCCGCGCGCGAGACCUGGCGAAAUUCGCUGCUGGAAGAAGAGCGAGCGCGAUUACAUGGUCCAGUGCAGAGUAUUUACCGAGCAUAUACAUACCGCGGUAAUGUUGACCUUUUGCCAGAUCCAUUCUGCGUGCAAAUUAACGAUGUUUGCUCUCAACCCUUUUGCCCUGUCUUGAUUCUACCUCUUCUCUGUUCUCUCAACCCCGGUGCAACUCUCUCUCUCUCCCUCUCUCUUGUACUUUUCGCCGCUGCGUUCGCUCUCCUUAUUCCUUGCUUUCAGUCUCGAAUUUUUAAUCUCGAUCGUUUAUCUUGCGAACAUCUUGGACCAACGGGUGUUAGGAUUGCGUCUAAAAUAAAGUAAUAAAAAGAAUCGUGUCCUUGUGGGAUGAAAGUCGAAAGAAUGUGCCACGUGGAACGAUAUUAUGUAUGUAUAUAAAUAGCGAAAGCUUAGAAAAAUUGCAAGGUCCGCGAUAAGAUAGCCUUUGAGAAAUGCAACAUUUCAAAGAUAACGUUUUCUUUUUCUUUUUUCUCUAUUUCGUAUCGCUUAGAAUAUUGCAAAAUUGCUCAAUAAGAAAGCCAAUUAAAAUAUUUUCGUUUAAAUAAAGUAUAAUAACGUUAGCAUCGAUUUGUCUAUAUAGAAAUAAUAUAUCAGAGAAUUCUUCGAUAUAGUGUCAAAGAUAAUAAAAUUAAGAAGCUUCAUUUUUUCUUUCUUUCUUUCUUUCUUUCUUUCUUUCGUUUUCCUUUUCUUUUCCUUUUUCUCUUUCCCUUAUAAAACAUAAAUUUUUCCUCGCUAGAGAUUAGCCGAUAAAGUUCGCACAUUUUUUAAAUUCGCCAAACGCGUGUCUCUUCUUUUACAAAAUCGGACUCUGCAAGAGGCGUCGGAGUCCGAUUACACGAUUUCUGCUUAUGUCGCAUAUUGCCGGACGUGACGUCACUGGAACUCACGGCCGUGGAUGCCAGGUGUGACCUGACACCAGGAGCUUCUUUAUUCUCUUGUCUUCUUCCCACGCGAAAUACAAACAUAUAUCAAUUCGCGUAACGCGUACUUGGCCGCUCAUUCCUCGGGCAAUCAUUAAACGUUGAUUUCAUCAUUUGGAGAUUUGAUCUAGGAAUUAUAAAGGAUGCUCUUUCAAUUAUCGGUAUAGACCAAUUAAGCGAACGAUCGAAUUAAGAAAUCUUCCAAGCUCGUUCCUUUUUACUUUCAAUUUUUUCACUUUUAAUCGGUACGCGUGAUUUUUAUUAGCGCACGCGAGUACGCCGGGAGUUCUCGCAUUAAUUAUUAAUAAAGUAUUACCAAGAAGCGAGAGCCCGUUCGCUACGCAGAGGUAUCCUUUGUAAGAAGGAGACGAUAAGCCGAAACCCGUUGUAACGCGAAUGCCAUGUCGCGAUAUGCGACACUUUGAUUAUGCCAAUCUAAUACAUUCGAUGCUAGUACUACCGCGUAAAUAUCGCUUUAAUUGCGCAUAAUGGAUCGUUGUUACAUAAUGUUUGUAACCAAUGUUACAGAUAUACCGGCUUCGUUCUUCUAUAACAUCUUAAUGUUAAAUCGUUCCAAUUUGCUCCUUCGGUAAAAAGUAGUAAAUCAUGGGUUGACGCAACUGAUCGGACGAUAGAAUAAUAUUUUAGAGAUCUAAUAUAUCAUUGUAUUUUCAUUCGAAUAAUUUUUUAAGCUGGGAAAUUUAUGAAAAUUUCCCCAUCCACGCUCUCUUUCCCUUUUCUAUUCUUUCUUUUUAUUCAUAGUCGGGCGAAUCAUUGAACACUAUCGAGAAUGGUCGAAUCGUUCGUAGAGAAGUAGAGGUACGUACAUAAAAAGCGGAUUUCGAGGAAGACGAUGAGAGAGGGAGGGAGGGGAGAGAAAGAAAAAACGGAGGCUAUUAAAUCGAAUAGCUCGCGUGAAAGAAAGGGAAGCAACGAUUCUUUCUUGAAAUCCCGACCGAUCCUCGGUCUCUUUCCUUUUUUCUCGUCGAACUGAAAUAAUAAAGUGCUGCUCGUUGAUAACGUUCCGGUGACAAAUAUGACGGUACUUCCGGGACAGACUCGGAAAUCACCAAAUGCGUUUGCUUCCGUUUCGUAUUAUUCUAUGCGUCUUCCGCAUAGUGAUUUACGUCCGUUCCAAGUCGGCUUCCUCAAUUAUUUCUUUAUAUUUACUCGUCAUCCCCGAUCUGAUUCUUUCCCAUCGAAUUAAAAAUAAUUAUCUACCUCCUACGAUUAGUUGGAUUUGAUCAAUGAUUUAUGCCGAUAAAUCAUCCAAUCGUUGUUUCAUUCCACGUACGUAAAAAGGAAAGAAACCGCUCGACUAAUCGGUUCGCAUAAUUAUACUGGAGACGAAUGCGUUUAAUUAAACGCUAAUCCUAAGAGAUUUUCUAAGGAGAAAUAAACGAUUGAGAAAACACGAACGAUAUUCUCGCGCGAUCUUUUAAUAUUCAUCGUUGAGAAUUUAGGGAUCGUGGCGAUUUGCUCCUCUAGAUGACGAACGAACUCGAGAAGAGUAAGAUAAACUCUCUUCGUCUCGCUCUAACCAAUCGUUAGGUCCUGUCAACCAACUCCCAUUUAAAAUCGUAAAAGGACCAAACUGUUGUCAAUGAACGUUAUGUUUUUAAUCGCUGCGACACAAAUAGCGAGGAUUCGAUUGUUCGCGAAGCCGAUGCAAAGCGAUGAUCCGAGAAUAAUUGAGCCACCGACGGCAAACAGAUUCGUAAGAGCGAGCGAGCGAGAGAGAGAUAAAGUAGAGCUAGGGGUUGGCGAGUCACAGGGAGAGGGUUGUUCUCGACUACCGCUCGAAGACCGUCGCACGAUCUCUACUUCAUUGUGUCAUCCGUCAUCGCGCCACGAACAAAUGAACGUCUCAACGGUUGCCAGACAAAUGACUCGAGGAUUAUCCUUCGAAUGUUCUCUCUCUCUCUCCCUGUGUGUGUGUGUGUGCGCGCGCUCGCGUGUGUGUUUCCCUUCCGUUUCCUUCGUCUUCCUUCCAGCAUCUCUCUCUUUCUCUUUAUAUUUUAUAGUCCUCUCCUUCUCUCUUUCUCGUCUCAUCCGUUCAUGAAUGGAACGAGGGUGUAGCGUUUCCUUCGAAAUAUCGGCUGUGGCCACUCGAUCACCCGCAACAGUUUGCGCAUAGACCUCCGAGAUCGUAUCCGAGGCAUUAUCUCGAUCCAUCUUCGAGUCUCGAAGGAAGACCAAAGUGAUGCACGAUCGACUAACGGUAUAAACGUUCGACUUCCGACAAGGAGCACAAACCUUCCAAGACGAAGCACUCUUUUAUCACGAAUAAAUGACGAAAGAUUCGGAAGCAGAUUUAAAUGGAUAUUACUGGAACUUGUCGUUAGUCCAACGACGACUACAUCUAAUCUCUAGCAGUCUAUUUUAUGAAUUUUCGUGGCUGAUCGAUCCACGAGUUUUCUACUUGUCAUCAGUAAUCGCUAUAUUCUUCGCUCGACGGACGAAACACGCUAUCGAAACAAAGAGAAAUAAUAAUUUAUUCAUUGGAUAAACAUGAAAUAUCAUUUAUACUCUCUCUCUCUCUCUCUCUCUUACAUAUAAAUUAUAUAUUAUUUUACGAUAGAUCAUAUCGAACGUUCUUAAAUCGAAGAAUUUCUCUUAUAUCAUAUCGCUGCAAUAAUUUGUAUCGCAUCGUCGUCGAUGGCGUCGUCUCUCGGAACAGAGAGAGCGAGAGAGAGAGAGAGAGAGAGAGAGAAAGAGUUGUGGGUGUUAGGUGAGUAUAGGUGGGUUCAUCGGUAGGUUGGCUCGCUGGCUGACUGCUUGGUAUCGAUGUGCAGCCUGGCAAGCCGGCUAUGCUGGCUCAGCACUCUCCCUCGUUCCUCCUCUCCUAUCCUCCUCAUCCUCAUUCCCCUCCUCCUUCUCCACCUCCUUCUCCUGCUCCUCAUCCUCCGGUUUCUCUCUCGUGCAGGUUUACUCUCUUGGUCCUAGGACAGCCUCGGUCUCGACAUCAUCCCGAAACUCGUCCAUAAAGUUAACCUUCUUAGAGCCUACGAGGAUGACUUAAUUUUUACGACGAAAGAGCAAUGAUCAAGAGUACAAAGAAAAUAAAGUAAAUGACGGUCCUAAGAGUGAAAUUAAAAAGUAAUCAAUUAUCGGGUCAUCUUUUGGAUCAACUUUUACGAAUCGUUCUGACGAGAGGGAGAGAGUAUCGGCUUUAAUUCGAUUCAUCCCAAACCUUGAUAUCUAGAGGGGCUAAUGUGAAAUAAGCCCGUGUAAUUUUCUGAUCAGUCCUACGAAAUCUUGAAUAAACGAUGAAUAAACGAGACCUAGAUUGGCAUUGGAGUUAAGACGAAAAAAAAAGAACGAUUCGUCGGAUUUCGACGAGCGAAACUUCUUCUUCUCUUCGUCCUUCUUCUCUUUGCCUUUCGAAUGCAAUUGCCGUCGUAAAUCUCGCGGUAAAGUUUGUUGUGCGGCGAACGGGCAGACGUUUCUCUCCCGAACGAUACGAUAGAUCGGUCUCUUGACCUCGCGGUAUAAAGAUUUAAUAGCAUCGCGAAGUCAAGCGAACUUAUUCGCCUUUUGACGAAGAUCGAUCUCGCCCGUCGACGUAGAUAUCGAGCAAACAUCAUUCGGCUUGCAUCUUCCGAUUCGAUUGUCCUUUCCUCGUUCUCGUUUGUGGACUCAUUUUCUACACGGACCUAAUCUAGGACCUAAUCUCUACGCUUUGUUAGGAUUACUACAAAUUAUUUCUAUCCAUCGAUAGAGGUUAUAGGUACGAAUGGGUUCGCCGAACGUGAUGGUGAACGGAAGCGUGGUGCAAAUUCCAGGACAAGUACAUGGAGGUCAGGGCCUGACUCUGGCACCAUUGACACCACCUGCCCACGAGUUAGAGCAGCCGCAUCCGUUGUACGGGCAACCUCAUCAUAUACAGGUGCAACACGGGGUGCUGGUAAAGGCACCACCCGGUGGUGCUCCACAUUUGACGACCCUUUCGCAUCCAGGCACACCACCGGACACGCCGCCGGUCUCUGCCUCUCCACCCCCGUUGCAGCUGCAUCGCGCCGAGCGAGACCCUCGCGAACGCAGCGGACUCCUAUUGCAUCUCCAACAACCUGGAUCCAUAUUACAAGAUGACAUGCAAGUUGGACCCGGUAUCGGAAUGGGCUGGCUCACCCAAUCCCUCAGACAAGAACCGUUGGAUCUUAGACCUCACUGUCCUCAGGAACAAGGCCAGGAGCCUCAUCACGAAGCUUGGCCCUCGUCUACCGCGAGCCAUCAUCACUUUCAGGAGCAUCAACACUUGCCGAGACAUACCAGGCAUCCCGGUAACGGCGAUCGGAUAAAAGAGUUUAACGACAAGGGAGGCUCGUUAUCGCCCACAGGUGGGUACAUCACAAUGUCCAGUCACAUCGAGUACUAUGGCGGUCCAGGUUCAGGCGGCGGGAUGCUUCCCGCGGGCGGGGGUGUGAUGCAGAGCAUGGAGGAUAGCAUGCAAGGGAUGCCCAUGCAACCGGGUAGACCGUUGAGCGUUUGCUCGGUCAGUUCUUGUGGAGCCAGUGGUCCAAGUCCUGCUCACAGAACUGCCAAUGGACUUUACUCGAGCUGCGGACCGGCCAAUUCGCAGGAGGAGCUCAUGAACGACGAGCUCCUCAUGUCGCUCUCCGUGCGCGAAUUGAACAAACGCCUCCAUGGUUGCCCGCGGGAAGAGGUGAGUCAGGUCGUCCGUUUGAAGCAAAAACGUCGGACUUUGAAGAAUCGGGGAUACGCGCAAAACUGUCGCAGCAAACGACUACAGCAACGUCACGAUCUCGAGACGACCAAUAGUAAUCUACAAAAUGAGCUUCAACGAAUGAAGGUCGAAUUGGCUCGGACCCAACAGGAACGGGAUCUCUACAAGCAACGCUGUGAAAUAUUGAGGGCUCGUCAGACUCAUAGUCAUCACAGUCAUAAUCACAAUCAUCAUCAACAACAACAACAACAACAACAACAACAAGCCCCUCAGCCGACGCAGCAACAGCAGCCGCAGCAAGCUCAGCAACAGCAUCCUCAGCAACAACAGCAGCCCCCGCCAUCGCAACAGCAACAACAGGCGCAGCAACAUCAACAACAGCAGCAGCAACAACAGCAACAGCAACAACCGGCACCAGCGAGCCCUGAGGUCUAUCUAUGACAUCGACAGCGCCGAGGAGGCGCUUGCUGGACCUGAACGAUUAUCUCGAUAUCGAAUUCUUGAGCCGCUUCUCGUGAACGAUCGUGGAUCGAGAAAUGGGAUCGAAGAUGGAAGGAAGGUGCGAGCGAUAUCCUCGGAGAGAUGGCGUUAUCUCGACAACGCGCCUAAUUCCGAAAAACGUUAGAUGCUAAAAUGCUCUAUGCGUGCGUGUAUACAGAUUAUAAAGAAGGUUUAUACGAGGAUAGAUGGCUUUCGGUUUCUUUCAUUUUUCUUUAUCACGACACCUCCUCGUUCCUCCGUUCGCGUUUGAACCUACACAAUCUGCAUAGAAUUAUGUUCGGUGAAAGCCAAGAGAUACAAGGGAUAAAGUCAAGCAUGUUUUGCGUCGGAGGAAUGGAGGAGGAAAGGAAGAAGGGAGGUUACUUAUAAUUAAGUUAAGGAAAAUGUAGAAUUAAGGUACACAACAGGAAUUCGAACACACAGAAUCUUUGUUCUUUUCUUUCUUUUUAAGUUACUUUAUAAGAAAUGCCGACGACUGUCGCUCGGGCUUACCUGUGUAUAUUAUAUAUACCUACAAUUCAUCCUACAUCGUUUAUGUAAUAUACGAUCGCGUAGCUCUGAAGAAUAGCCUAUCUAUCGUCGCGCGAGGCUCAUCGGUCGACAGUAUUUUUCAAGAUUAUCCGCGAGCGAAGAACUCGCGCUCUCUUCUAACGUCAAUUUUACUACUACAAUUAGGGCAUUCACGGAAGUUUUCUCCUUUCCUCUAUCUAUAUCCAUUAUCGUUUUCCUACGCGAGAUUGACAUUAUCUCUCCCUCUCUCUCUCCCUUUUUUUACUUCUUUCUAUUUCUUUUAACUCUAUUUCACCUAUGGUCUAGAUCGAUUUGUCUCUUCCGUGAGUCGAAUAGGACAAAGAGAAACUUUGAUCGUUAAUAUAUAUUAUCGCGUAAUUAGAUCUCCCGCGCAAAGGACCGAAAAAGAGGCAUACAUCGUUUCAAUGUGAUCAUGGCACAAAAACUAAUCGGUAUACGGUAAUACCUGUACGGUAUUUCUCCACGACUUGGCUUCUUCGACGAAGGAAGAACGGAAAAGUAAAGAAGAAGAGAAAGAGGAGGAUGAACUGAUGGAAGAAGGACCUUCAUCUCUAUCGAUACUUACAAAUUCGAUAGAACGAACGAAGAAGUCGAGUGAUUAACAUGCGUUAGACGAUGGCGUAACUUUGACUUUUGAGGAGAACGACGAUCCUUUUACGUAGGAAGGAUAUAAGAAGGUAAGAGAAACCAGGGAAAAGUUUUAUUCGACGAAAUUAAUGAGGAAAAUAAGAACGAGUCGGUGCCAAUGGUCCUACUGGUCUAUUUAACGAGAACGUUUACCUACGCGCGCAAAGCUACGCCACCGAUCCUAAUUAGAAAAGAAUAUUAUGCAUAUAAAAAAGUAUAUAUAUAUAUAUAUUAUAUAUAUAUACAUAUAUAUAUAUAUAUAUAUAUAUAUAUAUACACACACAUAUAUAAAUAUAUUAUUGUUUUCUCGUACGGACGACGCUCGGGUCCGUACCACCACGGGCCGAGUCUUGUCCGAUUCGAUUUAAGAAUGUUUUAAUUCCCGUUGCAUCGUCUCUCGUGUGUACAUAAAAGUAAUUAUUAUACUUCUUAUUAUAAAUAAACGUCGACAAAAAAUCCGACAGUUUCAGACA
Vespa crabro (European hornet) is the source of this 8322-nucleotide messenger RNA. RefSeq names its product ras-interacting protein RIP3-like (gene tj). Lineage: Eukaryota; Metazoa; Arthropoda; Insecta; Hymenoptera; Vespidae. Gene Ontology annotation, biological process: regulation of transcription by RNA polymerase II. The transcript is spliced from 5 exons. The record is from RefSeq and is a predicted model, not a curated record. The coding region runs from base 5240 to 6631 and encodes 463 amino acids. Gene Ontology annotation, molecular function: RNA polymerase II cis-regulatory region sequence-specific DNA binding; DNA-binding transcription factor activity, RNA polymerase II-specific. Gene Ontology annotation, cellular component: nucleus.